AUGGCUAUGGAUCCGUCCGAUGGGGAAACGAGGUCCCAUCUGCAACUGCAGGCCGAUCGGGUGACCAUUGAGUCGCUGGAGAGCACGAGGCGGUCGGUGGCGAUGUGCGAGGAGAGCUGGGACGCGGGGGCCAAGACACAGGUCGCACUACAAAGGCAGGGGGACCAGCUGGAUGGAGUGGAGCAGGCGAUGAUGCAGAUCCGUGUGGAGGUGAGGGAGGCGAGCGGGAACCUGGCUAAGAUGCGGCGGUGCUGCUGCCUCUGCACACUACCGUGCCGGAGGGCAUCGCGAUUCGAGGAGGUCGCGGUGUGGAAUAGGGGCGGGAACGGGAAGGUGGUCGGGCGACAGCCAAAGAGGCUCGCGCCACUCGAAGUCGCCUCGGACUGCAUCCCCAGGCUGACGGACGACGCAAGGGAGGACGAGAUGGAGGCAAACGUGCAACGGAUCGCUCAAAUAAUCGGAAACAUGCGCGCCAUGGCCAUCGACAUCGGCUACGAGGUCGAGGCCCAGAAAGCGCAGGUGGCCGUCAUCGCCGGCAUGGCUGCAUCCAACGAAAUUCACAUCAAGGAAGUGAAUAAUCUGGCAGGCAAGAUUCUUAAAUCGCAGUAG
Molecule: messenger RNA, 609 nt
Organism: Darwinula stevensoni
Lineage: Eukaryota; Metazoa; Arthropoda; Ostracoda; Podocopida; Darwinulidae
Source: the annotation of a GenBank genome assembly